AGAAAAGAAAGGACGCUGCGCUGUCUCACAGAUGGAAACACCAACUCUUUUCCGCGAGAAAACAGCCGUUUUCCACGCGCUUCCACGAGCUCCACGCGCCCAGCGACUCGCUCUGACUCCGUCCGGCUUUCCUCGUCUUUUCGCUUCUGCGGCGCCGCUCUCCAGCAACUCUUCCCUUCUUCGUCGUGAAAAUGACCGACUCGAACACAAACCCAGCGCUCAAGUUCCAGCGCAGCGUCGAGGAACUCACCUCGCAGAAUCCCCAUACCGACGAUCCGCGGAGCAUGCAGUUCAACCAGAUGAAUACCUGCAGUCUUCGAUAUGCGAUGUUUGCGCGCUGCGCGAAGGAACUCGGCGACGACCACACCCGCUGCAAGUACCAGUUCUACCGAGCCCAGGUGGCUUGCCCGAUCGAACAGAUCGAGUUGUGGGAGGACUACAGGCAGAAAGGCACUUGCCACUUUGACCUUCUCCCCGAAUUCUCCACGCGCCAUAUGUGGCAAUGAGCGCAGUUUCCUCGAGUUCUCUCGUCUCGCCUUUCUCUCCAGGCUCGUCCAGGUUCCCUCUGCUGCGGAAGCUCCGAGAAAGAAGAGAGAUAGGAGAGAACAGAGAAAAGAGAAGAACCUGGACGCAAACGUUUGCAAAGAACUCGUGCCCUGGAGACCUCGUUUUCUGUCGGCCGCAUCCGAUCCAGCUUCAAAGGAGAACGGGGAAAGCCACAGAGAGAGAGAGCAGCUUGGGUGGAAGUACAUGUGGGCUUCGCGUGGACUUGAAAGACGAGAUCUGCGUAUGCGGGGAGCAAAAAGUUCUUUCUUUGUGUCCGGUUCACUUUUCCUCAUCACGGUUGUGAAAUCCUUGCUUUUCCAGCAACUCACACAAAAGGCGUCUCACCACCAUUUCUCGGGCCGCUCCCCUGCUGUCUCUCCCGCAUGCAGCUCGGGUGUGUUUGCGUCUCUGUCCUACGAAAAGAAGGCCCUCCUUGCUGGGCUGCCUUCAGCUCGCUUUGCCUCUUCUGCACCAGUGAAAAGGAGAUCUUUC
Messenger RNA from Toxoplasma gondii ME49, 1038 nucleotides. RefSeq lists its product as hypothetical. The record is from RefSeq and is a predicted model, not a curated record. The transcript is spliced from 5 exons. Bases 32 to 466 code for a protein of 144 amino acids. NCBI's taxonomy places the organism in Eukaryota, Apicomplexa, Conoidasida, Eucoccidiorida, Sarcocystidae.